This is a messenger RNA of Apaloderma vittatum (bar-tailed trogon), 1040 nucleotides long. It is a transcript of the gene HRH3, whose product is annotated as histamine receptor H3. The transcript has 2 exons. The annotation marks the transcript as partial. Gene Ontology annotation, molecular function: histamine receptor activity. Gene Ontology annotation, biological process: adenylate cyclase-activating adrenergic receptor signaling pathway. Lineage: Eukaryota; Metazoa; Chordata; Aves; Trogoniformes; Trogonidae. The record is from RefSeq and is a predicted model, not a curated record. Gene Ontology annotation, cellular component: membrane.
GUGCCUUCUGCAUUCCCUUGUACGUGCCCUAUGUGCUGACGGGGAGAUGGAUCUUCGGGAGAAGCCUCUGCAAACUCUGGCUGGUGGUUGAUUACCUGCUCUGCACCUCCUCGGUCUUCAACAUCGUACUGAUUAGCUAUGACAGAUUCCUCUCGGUGACAAGAGCGGUUGCCUACAGAGCCCAGCAAGGCAACAUCAAGCGAGCGGUGCUGAAGAUGGUUAUGGUAUGGUUUUUUUCCGCCCCUGCCAUUAUCAGCUGGGAGCAUGUAUCAGGUCAGAGCAUCAUUCCCCCUGGGGAAUGCUACGCCGAGUUUUUCUACAACUCGUAUUUUCUCAUGACAGCCUCGACGCUGGAAUUUUUUACUCCUUUCAUCAGCGUAAUGUUUUUCAACUUGAGCAUUUACCUGAACAUACAGAAGCGUACCAAAAUACGCCUGGAUGUUUUCCAGGAAGUGCACAACCAGUCCUUCACUGAAGAGAUGGAAAUGAGCCCAGAAGCAAAGCUUUCUUUGAAAUGCUGUAAGUGGGAGCACAAGGACCCAGCUGAAACCCUCGACCUCUCCAAGAGCAAAGCUCAAGCAGCAGCCUCCACUGCCAGCCUGGGUGCCAAAGACCUGCUGUCAACAAGCUCCGAGAGCUCCGGGAAACCCAAGUGUUACAACAAAAAGAGCCGUAAAGAUUCAGCAUCCACUCUGUCCUUAGAGAAACGGGUGAAGGUAGUAUCCCAGAGUAUGGCUCAACGCUUCAGGCUCUCUAGGGACAAGAAAGUCGCUAAGUCACUGGCAAUCAUCGUGGGCAUUUUUGGGAUUUGCUGGGCACCAUACACUCUCCUGAUGAUCAUCCGCGCUGGCUGCCACGGCCACUGCAUCUCUGAGUACUGGUACGAGGCUUCUUUUUGGCUGCUGUGGAUCAACUCAGCUGUCAACCCUGUCCUAUACCCCCUCUGCCACUACAGCUUCAGAAGAGCUUUUAUGAAACUCCUCUGUCCCAAGAAGCUAAAGAUUCAACCUCACGACCCCCUUCACAACUGCUGUAAGUGA